Molecule: messenger RNA, 657 nt
Organism: Rhipicephalus microplus (southern cattle tick)
Lineage: Eukaryota; Metazoa; Arthropoda; Arachnida; Ixodida; Ixodidae
Product: piggyBac transposable element-derived protein 3
Source: RefSeq, a predicted model, not a curated record
AUGGAGCCAUGUUUGGCGGUGGACGAAAUGAUGAUUCCUUUCAAGGGUAGGCACAGCCUGAAAGUCUACAUGCAGAAAAAACCAAGAAAAUGGGGCUACAAAGUAUGGACGCUAGCUGGUAGGUCAGGUUACGUGUACUGGUUCGAGCUGUAUGGUCACAACCUUGUCUCUGAGCCGGCGGACCUUCAUCAUGCAUUUGGCGAAAGUGGAAAGAUAGUGGUGCGUCUGACAGAAGGCUGCCAAGGAAAAGAAGUGUUCUGCGACAACUUCUUCGCGUCUGCUGAACUCCUUGCUGAAAUGAAACAGCGUGAUCUGGGAUGCACUUCAACUCUCAGAAGCGGGAGGACUGGUCGCUGUCCCCUGCAAAAUGAAAAGGAGCUCAAAACAAAUGGGCGAGGCUCAUUUGAUUUCCGCCACGAAAAAGACAGUGGAAAUGUGAUCUGUCAGUGGUAUGACAACCGAACUGUAACGAUUGGAUCAAACAAGCACAGUGUGAACCCUGUGGGGUCUUGUCGGAGGUAUGACCGAACGAAGAAAUCCUUCGUUGAUGUCCAGAGACCCAGCCUUGUGAAAGUCUACAACCAAAGUAUGGGUGGUGUAGACAGGGCAGACCAGCUGCUUGCCUUCUACAGGAACGACCUGAAGACGAAAAAAUGA